CUUCCUGCCUGCCAUAACUUCACUGUAUGCAACACAGCAGGACGGCGUCCUCACCAGCGGCUCCUUACACCUGAUGAACACAAAGCCGUCCAGGAUUGGUCAUGACACAGCAGGAGCAGCAGGAAUUCAUGGCGAGCUUGGAGGUGGCCCUCUCCUGGAUGCGUGCCAUCCAGGAGAGGCUGAGGGCCAACGACAACACCCAGGGGCCCCGUGAUGCCCUGGAGGCCAGACUCAAGGAGACAGAGAAAAUCCAUCAGUCGGAGCAUGAAGGUCGUGUGAAGAUGGACAUGGCACUGGUAGCUGCAGAGAACAUUUUGCAGAGUGGAGAUGAAGAGCUGAGGAACCACACCCAUGCUAAGCUCAAAGACCUGAAAAGCCUGUGGGAGGAGACCUGCACCUAUAUCAUCCACUGUCACAGUCGGAUCGAAUGGGUGUGGCUCCACUGGAGUGAGUACCUGAAGGCCUAUGAGGAGUUUGAGCUGUGGCUGACGAGGCAGCAGCGCAGUCUGGAUGUCAGGGUGGAGCUUCAGCUGGGGGUGAAGGAGAAGCUUUGGCAGGUGGACCAGCAGAGGGUGGUGGUGAGCGACAUCCACAGCCAGGCCACGCUGCUGGAGAGGCUGCUGGACGAGGCUGCCGCGCUGCACAACAGAACCCAGGAUCCCAGUGUGGAGCCUCAGGCCCAGGAGAGGCUGCAAGAGGCCUACAACAAUGUUAGAGACAGAGCUGAGGAGCGCCUGUCGCUACUUCAGAAGAUUGCUGAGGAGCACCAGACGUACCAAGGCUGCGUUCAGAGGUUCCAGUCCUGGCUGCUGUCAAAAACCAAGGAGCUAACUGAUCUGAUGGAGAGGGAGGAUACAGCCGAGAACAAGCUCAAAGCCCUACAAGCUCUGGACGACAGCGUGGCUGGUGAGGAGAAGACCCUGCAGCAUAUUGAGGGCCUUGCAGAGGCGGUGAGGGGCAACACCUCUCCUGCAGGGGCAGAGCUGGUGGUGGAGGAGGCCGAGGAGUUGAGACUUGGCUGGCAGAGGCUGAGGCAGGGCCUGUGUGAGGCCGAGGAGGGUCUGCGCUCCAGCCUGGACUCCCACAGUGAGUACAUGGCCAGGUGCCAGCGGCUGGGCGAAGACAUCGGCCGCCUCAGGGUGAUGAUGCAGGGGUUGGACCACGAACUGGAGGAGAGCCGUGAGGCUGGGGACCGCACUGACCACACUGAAGAGCAGAUGGUGGGCCAGUGGAAGAAAUACAUGGGUGUGAGGAAUACUUUGGCAGGGGAGGAGUCCCAAGUGGAACUUCUCAAGGCUCAACUCAAGGAGCUGUUCAGGUUCUCAGAGGACUCGCGUCACCUUUCUGAUGAUGUUCUGGCUGUUGUCAAAGAACAUCAGAGUGUCAAAUGCAGAGCGACACGGCUGUGUUCAGAGUCAGAGUCCGGCCUGAGAAACAUUCUCCAGGACCCACUGCUGGUGUACGCCCAGUGGAGCCACAUGGUCUCUCAGGUUCUGGAGGCUUCUGCUGAGGUUACUGACUUCUCCCACAUUGCCAUGUUGGUCCAGAACAUAGAGCAUCUGCUGAAGGAUAGUGUCCAGCUGCAGGAGCGUUUCAGUCUGCUCCAGGUGAAGGGGGACCUGCUGGACUCCGUAUUUGGUCCUGAGAGGUCUGACAGCCUGCAGGAUGAGCUGAGUGCCGCCGUCAGGAACCGAGAGCUGUUGCACGCUCAGCUGUUGCAGAGGAAGAGCAGACUUCAGGGCUUAAUCUCAAGAACCAAGGACUUUGGUGAUGCCUAUGAGUUGAUUCGCUCCAAACUGGCUGGUCUCUGGGACCGACUGGCGGCAGCUGAUGGCCCCCAGCCUGACAUCCUGGCUAAAAAAAGCCAGUCUGACCAGUUCAGGGUGAUCCAGAAGGACCUGGAGGACUGUGAAGCCCACAUUAUUGCACUGGAGACUCUAGUCUCAUCCAGUCAGAACAACAGGACUCAGUUUGAGAGGCUCUGUGCUGACUGGAAACAUCUGCACAAAGCAGUCAGGGUGAAGGUGCAUGAGAGUGAGGAGAACAUCGUGGAACAUGAGAGCUUCCACGACAGCCUGCUGAACAUAGAGAAGUGGCUGAUGAUCAUGAAGCAGAAGCUGGAGUCCUUCCACAGCCCCUCAGGAGAGUGGAGCGUAGAGGGUCGCCAGCACGAAGCUGAGAGAGCACUGGGAGAGUUUCCAGAGAAGGAGUUACAGCUGCAGCAGAUGGAGGUCCAGGGUCAGGGGGUUUUGGAGAAGACUUCGGCGGAGGGACAGGUCCACAUUCUGCGAGACAUGAAGCGCCUACGAGAGUCCUGGCUGGCGCUGUACAACAUGAGCCUCAAUCUUCACAGGCUACUAAACAGCUCCACAGAGCAAACAGAGUCUGACUUAUGGCGAGUCGGUGGCCUGACUGCAGACAACACAUCCCUAACAACAGAACAAAGUCUGGGGGAGACGGACAGUCAGGUGAGGACAGCAAGCUCCAGGAACCAGAGGGGACAACAGGAAGUAGAGGUGUAUGGAGCCUUGGCCAGCUCGGGGCCAGGAAGAGGAGGAAGCCUGGAGGGAGAGGCAGGAGAGGGGGUGAUGACGGGCCACGAGGCACGGCUGCAGGGCCAUGGUGAAGCCCACCUCAUUCUGACUGAACAGGACAAUGAACAUCUCAGCUCACCAAGGACAGGCAAGAACGAUGGGUGCUCCUUUAAAGGAGACACAGUAGAUUCCUCUGCUUGGAGCAUUCGCAGCAGAGCAGGUCAUAAAGUUUCCAAAGACUCCUUCACCGAUGGAAGCCCUGACAGCGACAAAUCGACAGGGGGCGACAGCAGCAUCUUGUUUGGAGACAGAAGGGAAACAGCAUUUACCACAAGUUAUGGUGAGGAAAGAAGAACAAGCCCUGGAGAAGGCAGCAUGGAGGCAGGGGGAGGCCUGAGCCCAGCAGGAGGAGCAUUCAUGCUGUUCAGAAGGGACCCAGCCAAGAAACCAUCAGCAACACCAAUGGAACACACAAUGGGCGGCACAGGACAGGACAUAUCCAGGAGGAGAGAGUUUGAGGCCUGGCUGUCCAAAGAGAAUGAAUUCCUCUCAGGGAUCCUCAACACCAAGGGGGCAACACUCAGUGCCAAACAGCUCAAGACCCGACAGGACACGCUCAGGGCUCUGAGGGCAGGAGUGGACUGGGGUCAGGAGCAGUUCCAGCUGUUGCUCCAGGAGAGUCAGGGAAGUGAGGCUGGACCAGCAGAUGAUGCGCAUCUGGAGGAACUUCGCUACCGGUGGAUGCUCCACAAGUCCAAACUGAAGGAUGUGGGAGACCUCCGGGCCAGGGCCAGUGCCAAGAGAGUCAAAGCCAAAGAAGAGGAGCCGGCCAUCGCAGCAAAGGUGCAAAAGAAGCCCGGCUUGUUGCAGCGGGUGUGUCGGCUGGCCCUCCCUCUGUGGCUCCUCCUCCUGGCUCUGCUGCUCCUGGCCUUCCUGCUGCCCCUCAUGGACGAAGGCAACAGCUGCUCCCUGUCCAACAACUUCGCCCGAUCCUUCAACAUCAUGCUCCGAUACGACGGACCACCGCCUACAUAGGCAACCUCCUCUGGAUGGCACAAGAUAAAUAUCUGAUCUCGCUCUCUAAAGCAACUUAUGGACCACGGCUUAUGUAGGAAAUGUUGACUUGACUACUUAAGAUCCCACAUGCCCUGCCCUUUGAUCAUCAUACGCGACUGUAACAGACCACAUACAGGACCAUGAGGCUGUGCAGCUAAGUAGUCUUUGCCAACACCAGUGAAUCAGUAUCGUCUCUAUUAGGAUGCACCACAGUCUAUGAAGGAAACCACAACCCAGAGUAGCACCCACAUCGGCAAACAACAAAUCCCACAUUAUUCUGAUCCUUCUAUGCAUUCUGGACAACGGCAUCAAAUGUCAGCUCUUCUGAACCUCACAUCCCAUACAUCUUUGCAGCUUAAAAAUCAUGACCUGAUAGUUAUGUGUCAACUAUCUAUCAAAGGAUCAACAUCUCUCCAACAGGACUACAAAUCCUGUGCUCGCUCUGAGAAUGUCAAAGUGUUCUAACUAGAAGCUGGACCAUCUGUAAACCAAAGUCUUUUUCUGUCAGCUUUGAGUGGCAUGUCUUCCUAACACCUAAAAGAGACCCUAUUUUCCCAUGUUUUUGUGACUAAGUGACUAAUGGGGACAACAAGUUUUGCAGUUGGUCCAGUAUUGAGCAUGAGAUGUAGCCAGCAGCUGUGAAACAGGCUGCAAUGUAAUCCUUCUGGACAAUCAUGCAUCCACUGAAAGUGCGUGUUUUGCCAGUGACAUGCUCAGGUUUUUAUUUUAAGUGGGAUUCUACAGAGAUAUAAAGUGUUUUUCUUUUCCUUUUGCUUGAUCUGGUGUGUUGUUUAACAAAGCCUUGCUCAAGGAGAAAUCUCUUUCUGAAAUCUCUCGAGAGUUGAGUUGUUGCGUGAAGACAUCAGUGGAACUGUGAGCGAGAGCUGGAGAGAGGAGGAGUGCAAGGUAGAGUUUGUUGUGUUUGAGUACAGAAGGUAGCUGAGUGUUAUCCAAAAGGUUUUCAAUGUCAUGGCUGAAUGUUAAGCUGAUUUUGAAACAAGUAAGCAACAAGUCAUCUCUCAUGAGGCUUCAGAGGAGACAACAGACCAGAUCAAGCAAAGGGUAAAGAAAGCCAUUUAUUUCUCUGUAGGGAUCCUUUCCAUAAUGUUGUCAGACACUUAGAAUAACAAUCACCAAUUUCAAAAAUGAAUAUUCCCAUGAGUCACUGAGACACAAAAACAUGGAGAAAUAGGGCCCAGGUUGAAAAACACCAAAGUUUCCCUUUAAAUGUGGUUGUCAGCUUCUGUCUGAUGAAAAUGACUAAAUUCUGAUCACAGAAACUACAAGAAGAGUUUCUUGUUAAAACAUAAUAAUUCUGUGUGAAGCGAUAGUGAGAAGAAUACCUUGACAUGAAAUGAUUAGCAUCAGAAGCUUCGAAGAUACCACACUAUGCAAGGGGUGAGAGGUGAGGACCGAGGCCAUAGCAACACUACUGGACAUGAGACUCACACCGUCUGAACAACAACUAAUAGUGUUCAUUAGACCGUCCCCGCCUGAAUCUCUCACCAUGAAUCUCUGCCUGAGGUAAAGCGGUGAUGUUGCUGUCAUGAUAUGUAGCCAUGUCAGAUAGCCAGUUUGCAAAGAACUGCAAUGCAGCUUUAUAUUUGAAAGUAUUUAAAGGCCAAAACUUGAGAUUGUGUGUUAUUAGUAUUACAGUAUAAAAUCAGUCAGUGUAUGUUCACACUGGGAGCAACGUGGCUAAUGCUAAUCCUUGAGAGCCUGCAGUUAGAAAGACCCCGACAGGGAAACUGGAUAUUUUCGUCAAAAUAAGUUACAUGCGUCAACGUAGCUAGCUAUCAAUUAGCAGUCAGAUGGCGCCACCUGCAGGCUGCUAUUCCACUGCCAACAUCUGAGGGUUUCAUUCAUCGGUCUCACUGUAGAAGUGAAACAUGUUGAUGGGGUUCACUGUGGUUUUCUACAGGGUGAUGAAUAAGUCGUUAACUCACAAUGCUUUUGUAAAUGAAUCUGUUAGCAUUUUUAAACAUUGAGUGUAGCAGCACACAAAUCAAACCCAACCUGAGCUGUCUUCUAGUGCUGUCUCAAAAACGUUCUAACUGUCCAUGAAUUGUUUACAGCAUUAGUUCAUCCAGGCUAAUCUCUUAUAUCCCCGUUUCACUGGCUUCAGUCCGUCGAGCCGGUGACACUUAACCCACAGCAGUCAUGGGCUUGUGGGAAAUGUUCUUCAAAGGCUGCAAAGCAGAAAUAUUAAAUCAACAAUAUUACAUUGUUGUUGUUUUUUUUAAUUUAUUUACCAUCCCUGCUUCCCAGAUGAAGGAACUGUAUGACAGCUAUUUGAGCAGAGUAAUGUUCCAAGGCACAAAAUCAAGUAAGGUUUUCUUACUUUAGCCCAAAGCUCAACACAACAAACUGACUCACAGCUGAUCCCAAACAUGCAGCCUUUCAUAUCAAAGUUUCUGAACAGCCGCUGAUCAUGUUGCUCACAGCGUGGACACAUUUGUUUGGUUGACUGAUUGGGUAGCAGUUUAGUUCAGGCAGCGCCGUGAAGAAUCACAGCAUAUAAUGGAAUGGCUUCUUUACUCCUCCGAGGUGUUAGUGUUGUGAGUGUGUCGUUUUGAGUCUGCGCUCUGUACAUACGCUCUGUAUGUUGCAGGAGCAGCCUUUGAAAUUGUUCAUGCACGCAGAGUCUUUGUACGUAGCUCUUUUCCCGACUCAUAGUUUGACCCAUUACCUCUUGGAAACUACACCCACAGCUUGAUCAAACAUGAUUUUCAAACUGUGAGUCUCUUCAUGUUUCAGUAGGGUUAAAGCAGUUCUUUCUGUGGAGCUGCUGUUAAUUGUACAACCAUCUCAUGAGAGGUGCUACCAUGAUCUGUCUUUUUCACAGCCUGAACCACCUGUGAAAACAAUUACGGAGCUGUCUGCCGUAGCCCCUGGCAUUGUCUUGGACCACAGUGCUUUGGUGCAAGUGCCAGAGCUGUAAACUUGGCAAUCACCUUUUUUUGUCCAAACACAAAAUAUCAUGCAAUCAUUUUUUUAAAUCCUGCAUUCCCUCUCUUUCCUCACCACGCACACCCCUAAAAAUACCCAAACACCUCCACACACCCUCACAUACAAUUACUCUCCUCUUUUUAGCUGAGUUUGUGUAUUGUUGACUCAUCAUGUUACCGUAGCAACAGUGACCAAAUGAAGUUAAGUCAUUACAUCUUCUCAUACAGCAGCAGUCUUGGUUUGCUGCAGCUUCCAAAGCACUCCAGCAUGUUUCAAAUCAGCAUCACCAAAAUCAUGGCCAUGAAAGUACCAUGUAUGAUUAGAAAGUGUGAUUCCCAUAAAGAAACGAAAACUUCACUGGCAAGAUGACGAGCCGCUCCACGCUGUGUGUUUUCACUGCCGUCAGGGGGAUGAACAGGAAGAGGAUGCUGUUCUGCCAGCCACAAAAAAGAUCUUAAGCUGUGUUACCCAUACCGCAGAAACGUUGCUCUUGCUUUUGCUGAGCGAUAUGUCACCCUUUAUAUUCACCUGCAAGAUAGGUAACUGUUAGGGUAGUUAGUGAUUUGUUGUUGUGGUAACCUGAAAAAAACUGAUCUGAUGUCAUAUCCAAAAUGCUUUCUCACAUGGAUGCUCAUGGUUGUCAUUCACUUGCAUGCAGUAGGUCAGAGGGACAGGUCUGCUCAGUAGCAUCAGCCUCUCAGGGCACAUUUAGCUGCACUUAACGACUGAAUGUUGAGUUUAAACAUUUGGCUUCUCGCUGAUGAGUUAGCUCUUAGAACAAAGGGGCUGUUUUUUUGCGCUCUGAUGUGGACACAGCAUUAUAUAUUCAAACCCUGAUGUGUUUAAAGACUGACGGCAUGUGGGAAAGAGCGGGAUCUGAACUGUCCCGCCUGCCUCUGACUGGUCUUCAGUGUCGUGUCAUGUCACUCUACUCACAUCAUGGACGUGGAAAGCACUUCCUCAACUACUCGAUUGGCUGGCAGGUUUUUAAAACUUUAAAUCAGGUAUCCUAAACACAGUUGUGGUCAACACUGUUGACACUGUGGUUUCUGAGGUUCCUUGAACAAACAUAAUGGAAGAGGCAGAGAGGAAGAAAACACAGCUCUGAGCUUGCCAACAGAUGUCAGAUGUCUUACAAGGUUUUGCAUCGGGAAUCUAAUGAAAUCCCACAUUUAAGGGAACCAUGGAGUUAAUAUUGGACUCGCUUUCAUCACCAGCCCCCCUUGGUGUGUACGGGGAAAGCGUUAUUUUGAUGAUGACUCCUAAUGUGUAAAUGUGUUCCCUGUAGCAUCACAUAUUAGUGAAGACACACAGUUGCCAUGGCCUUAAAGCUUUGUGUAUACCAUCCAGUUAAUCAGCUGUACUCUGUGCCAUAACCACAUGUAUUUAGUCCGUAUGUAGCUUUGUCAAGCACUUCCAGCCCACGUACUGUAUACCAGAUAUGUAACCAUGUUAAAUAUAAGGUUUAGUCCUGUCGUGUGUGUUCAUACUGAAUCAGAAAUUAGGCUCCAUGGUAUUGCCGCUUGUUGCACUGCUCUUCUAUUAUGCAUGUGUCCCUUUAGAGAAGCCUAUGCAACGCCUACAUUAAUGUGUCCAUUGAUACUUUAUGCAACAUAUGAAAUGACUUGAAUCUCCUGAGCACAACUGGUUCUUUAAAAUGUCCCACAUGCCAGUGUCUGCUGUCAGAUCGAGGUGUGGGUUCUGAAAAUGCUCAGGCAAUGAGCGACAAAUGAGAGCUUUUUCUAUUUUAUUAUUAUUAUUCUAUUUUAUUAACGUUUUGAAACAGAGUAGAGAGCGUCAUAUUAUUCAAGAAAGCUUGUAUUUAACCAAUGUUUUUUUUUAUUCGAUGAAAUAAAAAUACAGUGGAAAUA
Molecule: messenger RNA, 8410 nt
Organism: Chelmon rostratus (copperband butterflyfish)
Lineage: Eukaryota; Metazoa; Chordata; Actinopteri; Chaetodontiformes; Chaetodontidae
Gene: syne3
Product: spectrin repeat containing, nuclear envelope family member 3
Exons: 18
Coding region: 102-3569 (1155 amino acids)
Biological process (GO): nuclear migration
Cellular component (GO): nuclear outer membrane; meiotic nuclear membrane microtubule tethering complex; cytoplasm
Molecular function (GO): actin filament binding
Source: RefSeq, a predicted model, not a curated record